This is a messenger RNA of Misgurnus anguillicaudatus (oriental weatherfish), 1516 nucleotides long. Lineage: Eukaryota; Metazoa; Chordata; Actinopteri; Cypriniformes; Cobitidae. The record is from RefSeq and is a predicted model, not a curated record.
GGAGGAAGAGUCAAAGACAAUCGACCAGUUCAGGAUCAUCUCGCUACUAAGUGUUGAUGAAAAGAUAUUCUUCAGCAUUUUUCUAGGCAGCUGACCGACUACCCGCUAAGGAACUCUUACAUUGACAACUCAGUCCAGAAGGGAGGAAUCCCGAAGGUGUCAGGGUGUCUGGAGCACACAGGCGUGGUAACACAGCUGAUCAGGGAAGCCCGGGAGAACAAGGGGGACCUGGUGGUGUUAUGGUUGGACCUCACAAAUGCCUAUGGGUCCAUACCCCACAAACUGGUUGAGGAGGCCCUCUGCCGACAUCACAUCCCAAACAAGUUUAGAGACCUCAUUCUGGACUAUUAUGACGGUUUCAGUCUGAGGGUCUCAGCCAGGUCUACAACAUCUGACUGGCACAGGCUCGAGAAGGGUAUCAUUACUGGGUGUACUAUUUCAAUUCAAUUCUAUUUCAGUGAUAUUAUUUGCACUCGCCAUGAAUAUGCUGGUGAAGUCUACCGAGGUCCAGUGCAGAGGUCCCCUUAGCAGGUCAGGUGUCCGCCAGCCGCCCAUCAGGGCUUUCAUGGAUGAUCUGACGGUGACAACACCACAUGUCCCAGGGGGCAGGUGGAUCCUGAAGGGCCUGGAAGAGAUGACCACCUGGGCUGGCAUGUGCUUCAAGCCAGCAAAGUCCAGAUCUCUGGUGUUGAAGAAAGGGAAGCUUACCAACAAGUUCCGAUUCACAAUUGGCACGACCCAGAUACCAUCAAUCACUGAGAAACCAGUGAAAAGCUUGGGAAAGGUAUUAGACUGCAGCCUGAGAGACACUGCCAUUUGUGCAACCAACCUUGAACUGGAAGUCUGGCUAGCCGUAGUGGACAAGUCGGGCCUACCUGGCAAGUUCAAGGCCUGGAUUUACCAACAUGGCAUCCUCCCACGGAUUCUCUGGCCCCUCAUGAUAUAUGAGGUUCCAAUCUCAACCAUUGAGGGCUUUGAGAGGAGAGUCAGCAGGUUUCUAUGGAAGUGGCUGGGUCUACCUCAAAGCCUGAGUAGCAUCGCCUUGUAUGGCCAGAACAACAAACUGAAGCUCCCGAUCAGUAGCCUGUAUGAGGAGUUCAAGGCGGGCCGUGCCAGGGAGGUGCUGAAAUACAGAGAGUCACAGGACCCGAAGGUCUCCCAGGCUGGGAUUGAGGUGAGAAUAGGGCGGAGGUGGAGGGCAGCAGGGGCGGUGGACGUAGCUGAGUCGCAGCUACAGCACAGGGCACUCGUGGGAGUAGUGGCUUAUGGACGAGCUGGCCUGGGUAGCAGCACGACAUCUUGUUACAACAAGGCACAGGGGAAGGAUAGAAGAACACUAGUGCAGCGAGAGGGGCUGGGCUGCAGUAGAGGAGGAGCGGGCCAGCAGGAUAGUUGGAAUGCGGCAGCAGGGAGCCUGGACAAGAUGGGAGCAUGCAGCGGAUCGCAGAGUCUCAUUGGCAGAGCUGUGGAAAGCAGACUUCCAUCGCAUACGGUUCCUGAUCCAGGCUGUCUAUGA